AUGGUCUGGAACCCCAGGACCAAGUCCAAGGAGCGCAUGGGCCGCAUGGUUCUCAUGCACUCCAACAAGCGCGAGGAGAUCAAGGAGGCCCAGGCAGGUGACAUUAUCGCCGUCGUCGGCCUGAAGGACACCACCACCGGUGACACCCUGUGUGCCAUCGACUCUCCCGUCGUCCUGGAGAAGAUGGAGUUCCCGGAGCCUGUGAUCAAGGUCUCCUGUGAGCCAAGCUCCCAGAAAGACGCGGACAAAAUGGGCGAGGCACUUGCCAAGCUGGCAGCUGAAGACCCCUCCUUCCGCUUCAGCCGGGAUGAGGAGUCCAACCAGACAGUCAUCGAGGGCAUGGGGGAGCUGCACCUGGAGAUCAUCAUCGACCGUCUGAAGCGAGAGUUCAAGGUCGAAGCCAACAUCGGCAAGCCGCAGGUGGCCUACCGCGAGACUAUCACAGAGCCAGUUGAACUUUGGUACACACACAAGAAGCAGACGGGAGGCUCUGGACAGUAUGCCAAGCUGUGCAUGUCUUUCGAGCCCAAUCCGGGUGAGGGCUUUGAGUUUGCCAACGAGGUCAUUGGCGGUACAGUCCCCAAAGAGUAUGUGCCUGCUGUGGUCAAGGGCACAGAGGGCGAGCUUUUGAAUGGUAUCCGCAUGGGCUUCCCCGUGGUGGACGUCAAAGCUAGGCUGAAGGAUGGUGGUUUCCACCCAGUGGACUCCUCGGCCAUUGCCUUCGAGAUCGCGGCCCGCGCGAUUUUCAAGGAGGGAGCCAGCCAGGCAAAGCCCAUCGUCAUGGAGCCCAUCAUGAAGGUUGAGGUGAUCACCCCUGAAGAGUACAUGGGAAACGUCAUCGGCGAUCUCAACAGCCGCCGUGGCAUCAUCCAGAACCUGGCGACCCGAGGUAACCUGCACGUUGUGAAUGCCAGCGUGCCAUUAGCUGAGAUGUUCAGCUACAUCGCUGAGCUGCGCAACAUUUCUAAGGGCAGGGCCAACUACGCCAUGGAAUUUGAGAAGUACGAGCCUGUGCCGGAGAGCGUGGCGGAGACCAUUGAGGGCAAGAGCUGA
This is a messenger RNA of Symbiodinium pilosum, 1053 nucleotides long. The record is from the annotation of a GenBank genome assembly. NCBI's taxonomy places the organism in Eukaryota, Dinophyceae, Suessiales, Symbiodiniaceae.